This is a messenger RNA of Helianthus annuus (common sunflower), 1013 nucleotides long. RefSeq names its product ras-related protein Rab2BV. Gene Ontology annotation, molecular function: GTP binding; GTPase activity. The record is from RefSeq and is a predicted model, not a curated record. Bases 206 to 853 code for a protein of 215 amino acids. The transcript has 3 exons. Gene Ontology annotation, cellular component: endosome. Lineage: Eukaryota; Viridiplantae; Streptophyta; Magnoliopsida; Asterales; Asteraceae.
ACCAAUAUUAUUUCCCCCCUUUUUAAUAUUAUUAGGACGGUGCCAAUUGCCAACACACAGCCAUUGUUGAUCUGGUGCAUCAUGGAUCCUUCCCACCAUGAUUUGUACAUAUUCCCAUCUUGUUUCUUCCAAUUUUAUCAAUCUCAUUCCCCCCAAAUCUCACACCCAUCUUCACGAUCACGGGUUUUGGAGCAAUUAAAGAAGAAUGGCGAGUAGGAUUGAUUCCGAGUAUGAUUACUUGUUCAAGAUCGUGUUGGUAGGGGAUUCGGGUGUUGGUAAAUCCAACAUUUUAUCGAGGUUUACUAGGAAUGAAUUUAGUUUGGAGUCCAAAUCCACCAUUGGAGUUGAGUUUGCUACUAGAACUCUUGAGGUAGACGGAAAGACAAUAAAGGCUCAAAUUUGGGACACAGCAGGCCAAGAGAGGUACCGGGCCAUCACCAGCGCCUAUUACAGAGGUGCGGUUGGAGCUCUUUUGGUUUACGACAUAACCAAAAACUCAACCUUUGACAAUCUUCAAAGGUGGUUACAUGAGCUAAGAGAACACGCGGAUGCUAACAUUGUUCUUAUGCUGGCUGGAAACAAAUCUGAUCUGAACCACUAUCGAGCCGUGAGUGAACAAGAUGGUCAGUCAUUCGCGGAAAAAGAAGGGCUUUUGUUUCUUGAAACAUCUGCACUUGAAUCGUAUAAUAUUGAGAACGCAUUUCACACGGUUUUGACUGAUAUAUACCAUAUUGUUAGCAAGAAAGCGUUGGUGGCAGAAGAGGCGGCGUUGGGUGUACCGGGGAAGGGAACCGCCAUUAAUGUCGGUGGUGGUGCAUCUGGGAACACAAAGAAAGGUUGCUGCUCAAGUUGAAAAAACAUGUUUUGAGAAGUUAUUAGAUUAUGUCUUAUGUAACAUUGAGCAUACGUUACCUUACUUGCCUAAAUCUCCCUUUUAAUAUAGGCAUGUUGUAGAAUAUUGUUGUUGGGUGAUUUUAUUUUGAUAUGAACGUUAUUUCAUUGGUUGCUGAUUG